AUGGGCAAUCCCUCAUCCAUAGCAAUUAGCAUCCUUAUAUCUCAAACAAUUAAUAGCGGGUUUUGUUUCAAAUUAAUCUCACGCAAGUCAAUCAUCGUUUGUCGGAUUGUUCUGCAACUCAAGAGAGCUUAUAAGCGGAAUGACAAGCCUCAGUUACUCGCCGCCGUUAAAUUUCUGGCGCAUCUAGUUAACCAGCAAGUAGCUCAUGAGAUUGUGGCUCUGGAGCUGCUCACUGUCCUGCUGGAAAUUCCCACCGAUGACAGCGUGGAGGUUGCUGUUGGUUUCGUGACGGAGUGCGGUUCCAUACUGCAAGACCUGUGUCCUAAAGGUCUGCAUGGUAUCUUUGAACGGUUUCGUGGAAUCCUUCAUGAAGGUGAAAUAGAUAAGCGAGUUCAGUUUUUGAUCGAAGGCCUCUUUGCCAUUAGAAAAGCUAAGUUUCAGUCCGCAGUUCGUCCAGAAUUGGACCUUGUGGAGCAAGAAGAUCAACUAACACAUGAGAUAUCACUCCACGAGGACAUUGAUCCAGAAAUUAGUCUAGACAUAUUCAAGCCUGAUCCGCAGUUCGUGGAGAACGAGAAGCGCUAUGAAGAAUUGAAGAAAACCAUUCUUGGUGACGAGUUUGAGGAGGAAAAAGAUUCUGAAGAAGGCUCAGAAGACGGAUCUGCUGAGGAAUUUGAUGAAGAAGAGGAUGAACAGAUGAAAAUUGAAGAUGAGACAGAGACGAAUCUUGUAAAUCUCCGGAGAACGAUAUAUCUGACGAUUAUGUCCAGUGUCGAUUUCGAGGAAGCAGGGCAUAAGCUAUUACAAAUUAAACUAGAAGCGGGACAAGAGAUGGAGUUGUGUAUAAUGAUGUUGGAGUGUUGCAGUCAAGAGAGAACUUACCUCCGCUACUAUGGUCUGCUGGGUCAGAGGUUCUGCAUGAUCAACAAAGUCUAUCAGGAGAACUUUGAUAAAUGCUUCGUCCAGCAAUACUCGAUGAUUCACCGACUUGAGACGAACAAACUGAGAAAUGUGGCAAAAUUUUUUGCGCAUUUACUUGGCACGGAUGCUCUACCAUGGCACGUCUUGGCCUACAUACGAUUGACUGAGGAGGACACCACUUCAUCAUCACGAAUAUUCAUCAAAAUCCUCUUUCAGGAACUGUCAGAGCAUCUGGGGAUCUGUUUGCUCAAUGAACGUCUGAAUGAUCCAUUGAUGCAGGACUCUUUUGAAUCAAUCUUCCCUAAAGACAAUCCAAAGAACGCAAGAUUCUCCAUCAACUUCUUCACAUCCAUUGGACUUGGCGGCAUAACUGAGAACUUGCGUGAGUAUUUGAAGAACAUGCCGCGUCUCAUCAUGCAGCAGCAGGCAUCGUCAAGCUCAGAUGAUGACUCGGGAAGUUCGAGCUCAUCUUCUUCUGAAUCAGAUAGGGAUAGAAAAAGCAGUAGAUAGAGGACAUAUUAGGGGAUACAUUUGUUUUGCUUGGGCUGGUGUAAAUAGAUUAAUGUGUUUUUGUCGUACUUCAGUGUCCUUUACCCUUGCUAACUACUCUAGUGGUACUCUGGUUGAUCUUAAUGAGCAAAGGUAUGGCAAUUUACUGA
Molecule: messenger RNA, 1580 nt
Organism: Syzygium oleosum
Lineage: Eukaryota; Viridiplantae; Streptophyta; Magnoliopsida; Myrtales; Myrtaceae
Exons: 8
Coding region: 1-1431 (476 amino acids)
Biological process (GO): mRNA splicing, via spliceosome
Cellular component (GO): catalytic step 2 spliceosome
Molecular function (GO): RNA binding
Source: RefSeq, a predicted model, not a curated record